This is a messenger RNA of Gadus chalcogrammus (walleye pollock), 11015 nucleotides long. It is a transcript of the gene obsl1b, whose product is annotated as obscurin like cytoskeletal adaptor 1b. The record is from RefSeq and is a predicted model, not a curated record. Gene Ontology annotation, molecular function: protein binding. NCBI's taxonomy places the organism in Eukaryota, Metazoa, Chordata, Actinopteri, Gadiformes, Gadidae. The transcript has 28 exons. The coding region runs from base 452 to 7765 and encodes 2437 amino acids.
GGUAUUUUUAGGGGACUGCGGCAGCUGCAAAAGCACUUAUCGGUCUUCCACGAACAAUGACACUCAGGGUGUCUAACGGCAGAACGCCACACAGAUUGCGGGGACCACUCUGAAGUUGUAGCUGUUCGGAACGAAAACAGAAGUUCGGCUCCGAAACACAAAGUUGUUCAAGAUUUAAAGAAACAUGUACUGGCAAAGCACGUGGGACACUUGACCUGGAUUUAUUUCACACCGCAUGCCAGAGCGGGGCGUCGGUAGGCCCGGCCGUUGAAGACAAGCAACGUUGAUUACUUAGCUUGAAGACAAUUUCUGCGUGUGCGGAAUGUAUGUUGACGUUGUCGUUCCAGGACUCCGACGCGAGAUACUUGUACUGCGCAGUCCGAGACAGUCCCGCCCCAGCAUUGGCAGUGAGCGACUGAGCUGCUGAGUAGAGGCUGGCCCUGCAGCAGACAUGGACGUGUUUGGCGGAGCGCCCCGCUUCCUGGCCUACCCCAGGCCGGUGGUGGUCCAGAGCGGCACCGACGCCGUUCUGAAGUGCCAGAUCGGCGGAGACCCCCGGCCCGCCGUGAUCUGGGAGAGCAACAACAUUAAGAUCGACACACAGGGGCGGUACCGCGUGUUUGAGGACGGCAACGUCUACAACCUCAUCAUCUCCUCUGUGACAUCCGAGGACAGCGGGCAGUACAUCUGCAAGGCCAAGAACAGUAUCGGGGAGACGUAUGCGGCCGCCACGCUCAAGGUGGAGGGCGAGGCCCAGGAGCUGGAGGUCAGGGAGGAGAACAAGCCUCGUUUCCUCAUCAAGCCCCUCUCCACCCGUGUGGGCCGCGGGGACGAUGCUGUCUUCUCCUGCAAGCUGUGGGGGAACCCGAGGCCCGACGUGGUCUGGGAGAAGGACGGACGGAAGCUCCACGAGAUCUUCGAGAGCACGCACUUCAGCGUGGGGUGCCAGGACGGCGGCUGGUUCCAGUUGAAGAUCUUCAAGACGCGUGCCCCCGACGGCGGGGUGUACACGUGCAAGGCCCGGAAUGAGUUUGGCGAGGGGCUGGCGGGUGCAGUGUUGCUGGUGGAUGCCGGCCCGGGGCAGGGGGACGAUGGGAAUCGAAACGGGUACAACAACAGCCACUGGAAGGCCCAACAGGGCAAACAGAGGAGUGGCAGGCUGAUGUCCAAUAGACUCAGAGACGACGGCAUGACUAAGUCCACCAAAGUAAAGAUGUUUGCGGUGACUGAGGGCAAGCAUGCCAAGUUUCGCUGCUUUGUGACGGGAAAACCCAAACCGGAGAUUAUAUGGAGGAAGGACGGUCGGCUCAUUCUCUCGGGGAGACGCUACUUGUGCUAUGAGGAUAGAGAGGGAUAUUUCACUCUGAAGGUGCUGUACUGUAAGCAGAAGGACAAUGGAGUUUAUGUUUGCGCUGCGUCCAACACUGCGGGACAAACACUCAGCGCUGUACAUUUGACUGUGAAAGAGCCUCCGGUGAGGUUCAAGCAGCCGCUGAUCGACCUGGAGGUGUGGGAGAGGGACCUGGCCGUGCUGGAGUGCGAGGUCCCUGAGGAUUCGGUCCCCAUCACCUGGUACCUGGAAGACCGCCGGCUCCAGCCCGGUGCGAAGUACGGCAUGGAGGAAUGGGGCACCAAGAGGCGGCUCACCAUCCGAGACAUCGGCGUGGACGACGACGGGAUCUACCUCUGUGAGAUGCCCGACGGGGGCCGGAGCAUCGCGGAGGUGGCUGUGAAAGGCACUAUUGUCCGGAAACUGCCGAGGAAGGUGGAUGUCCUGGAGGGAGAAAACGCUGCAUUUUGUGUUGAGGUGGAGGAGGAGGAGAUGGACAUCCACUGGUAUAAGGAGGGAGUGGAAUUGCGAGAGACGCACCAGACCAUCCUCAAAUCAUUCGGUCGCACUCAUAUCCUGGUAUUCGUCAACACCAAUCCUCAGGAUUCUGGACUGGUCAUGUUCUUCGUGGGCAGGUCCAAAACUUCGUCUCAGCUCAGAGUGAAAGCUGCCAAACACUCCCCUCCAAGCUGUCCUGUGAGCGUUCAGAUCAACACAGAGCGAGCCAAUGCCGCUCUGCUCUCUUGGGUUCCCGCCCAGGACUCACGAAAGAACCCCCCGUCAGGCUAUGUCCUAGAGCGGCAGGAGGUGGGGACGGGCUCCCAGGAGUGGCUCCAGUGUCUGACCACAGACUCCGCCACCUCCGUAGAGAUCCUAGGGGACAGCGUUCCCUGCGAGGCAGACUACCGCUUCCGAAUCUGCAGCGUCAACAAGUACGGAAAGAGCAACAACGUGGAGUUUCCCCGAGCGGUUCACUUAGUCCCUGUGGCCAGGAUACAGGCUCCUCUGCAGGAUGCCUUGGUGCCAGAGGGGCAGGACGCCUGCUUCACCAUCGAGCUCUCUGCCUCAGUGAUCGGCACGUGGUUCUUGAACGGCACUCAGCUGCAGGACGACGAACGAUACACAACGAGGCGGUCUCGAACGCACCAGUCGCUACGCAUCAGGGGUGUACGAGAAACAGACAACGGGGCUGAAAUCACAUUCAUAGCAUACGGCAUUAGGGAUUCUGCCGCAUUAUACAUUCAAGCUCCUCUGGUGAAGUUCUCCCCACUAUCAGAAAUGGACCGUAAUAAGUUUAUAGAAGAGGGGAACCCUAUUGUGCUGUACUGUGAGCUGUCAGACCCUGCGGCCCCAGUGCACUGGUACAAGAAUGGGGUGGAGCUACAAACAACCGAGGGCCUUCACAUCCAAUCAGAAGGCACAAUGAGGCGGAUUGUCAUCCAAUCUGCAGAGUUUUCACACUCUGGAGUCUAUUGCUGCGACGCCAUCGAUGAUGUCAUCAGAUUCAAUGUGGAAGUAGAGGCCCCGCCUGUGAAGUUCACACCACUCCCAGACGAGAAGAGAGAAAGGGCCAUCCAUACUGGCUCCCGGAUGGAGCUCCAGUGUGAGCUCUCAGACCUUUCAGCCACAGUGCACUGGUACAAGGAUGGCUCCAAGCUCCUGCCUCAGAGCGGAGUAGAGAUGCUCAGUGAUGGCUUGUCUCGGAUGUUGGUAGUCGACGUGGCAGACUUUAUUCACUCUGGGUUAUACAGCUGCAAGACUAAAGGUGAUGCCAUCACGUUCAACGUGGACGUCACAGUGCCACCAGUGAAGUUCUCAGCGAUUCCAGAACCACUAAGGAAUAAGACCAUUGAGGCCGGCUGCCCCAUUGUACUGCAGUGUGUGGUCUCGGACCCAGAGGCCCAGGUCUGCUGGUAUAAGGGUCCAACGCAGCUUCUUUCAAACGCUGAAUUAGAAAUCCAAUCGGAAGGCCACACAAGGUCUUUAGUUAUCCAGUUCGCCGAACCUGGACAUUCUGGUGUUUACAGCUGCGCCUCCGAGGACGAUACCAUGGAGUUUCGAGUGGAGAUCAGAGCUAUACCGGUGAAGUUCUCGACUAGUUUUGAUGUUGAGCAAACCAAGGCGUUUGAAGUGGGUGCGGCAUUUGAACUGGAGUGCGAGGUCACCGAGCCAACCGCUGAGGUGUGCUGGUACAAAGAUGGCCACCAGCUCUGCCCACAGAAUGGCUGGGACAUUAACUCUGACAGCUCCUUUAGGAGGCUCAUUGUCCAAUCAGCUGAGCUAUUUCAUGCGGGGCGGUACAGCUGUGAGACCUCUGAUGACACUAUCCAGUUCACUGUGGAUGUCAAAGUGCAUCCGGUAACUUUCGUAAACAGCCCAGAGGAGGAGCGUUUCAAAAGCGUUGUGGAGCAGGACCAGCUGGUUCUAGCAUGCGAGGUGUCACAGGCAGACGCCCCGGUCCAGUGGUACAUGGAUGGAGUAGAACUCCAAACGUGUGACAACGUUACAAUGAGAUCAGCUGACACAGCCAGAACUCUGAGUAUCCGUAGCGCCCGGCUAUCGGACACGGGGACGUACACGUGCAGAGCUGGAGACAGCGCUUUAAUCUUCAAGGUUAACAUACGAGAGCCCCCGGUGACGAUAGUUUACCCCAAAGAAGACGUCCAUCUAGACCGCCAUGUGCCAGAGGAAAUCAUACUUAGCUGUGAGCUGUCGCGCCCAAACGGUGUGGUUAACUGGUACAAGGAUGGCCAGAAGUUGCAGGAGAGUGAAAACAUCAAGCUCAAAGUGGAAGGCCCCUACCGAAGACUUAAGCUAAUUUGCAGUAGAGUUGAGGACUCUGGGGAGUAUGUCUGUGACACAGCAGACGAUUCCAUAUUCUUUCACCUUAAAAUCACAGAACCGCCCGUUCGCAUCGUGUCUCCCAGCCAGUCCCAGAUGGAGCUGUGCCAGCAGACGUCCGAGAGGAUGGUGCUGAGCUGCGAGAUAUCGCGGGCCAACGCGUUGGUGCGCUGGUACCGAGAUGGGCUGGAGGUGGAGGAGAACAAGAACCUGAUCCUGGAGGUGGACGGCAUCUACCGCAGACUCAUCAUCCCCGAGACCAGCGUCCAGGACUCAGCAGAGUAUGUAUGCGACACGGCGGAUGACUCGGUCACGUUCUUCGUUAACAUAGCAGAGCCCCCCGUUCGCUUCAUGCGUCCGAGGAAGAUGGCGAGCGCUGUGGAGAGAUUCGCCGGCGAGGCGAUGGUGCUGGACUGCGAGGUGUCCCGCGCCAACGCUGAGGUCACCUGGAAGAGGAACGGGGAGGAGGUGGAGGACUCAAGAAAGGUGACCAUCCUGGAGGACGUGGUUCUGCGCCAGCUCACCGUCCACUGCCUCAGCCUGGAGGACGCUGGCCAGUACGUCUGCGAUGCAAAGGACGACGUCAUGGACUUCCAAGUCAAGGUCAAAGAGCUUCCUGUUAGAAUCCUGGGAAAGACAGACGCAACCGCUGAAAAGAAGUUCCUGGUGUCCGACGACAUCAUCUUGGUGUGCGAGCUGUCGCAGGCCAACGCGUCCGUCAGCUGGUACAAGGACAGCGUGCUGAUUGACAACGACACACGCUUCUGCUGCGAGGAGCAAGGAGCAUUCCGGUCGCUAGUGGUGCUCAGUGCCGAGCUGGAGGACUCUGGAGAGUAUAGCUGUGAUGCUGGAGACGACAAGAUGUUGUUUUGUAUCACCGUCAAAGAGCCCCCUGUGCAGAUCAUUGGGAACUCCGGAACGCCAGAGCAGCACAUUCUUGUGGCCGGAGAUGACCUUAUCUUGGAGUGCGAGGUCUCGCGCCCCAACUGCCCUGUCCAGUGGCUGUGGAACAGCAAACUGUUGAAAUCUGACGACCGUAUCAAAAUCGACAGCUGUGACGUUGUACGCAGACUGGUUCUCUCUGGGCUCCAACCCUCUGACUCGGGGAAAUACAUCUGCGACGCCAUAGACGACAAAAUGAUCACGUUGGUCGAAGUCCAGCAGCCACCAGUCAAGUUUGUGAACAAGCAGCCAAACAACAACAUCUCUGCCUGUGAAAACGAGUGUGUCUCGCUGUGUGCCAUUGUGAGCCAAGAAAGAGCUAAUGUGCGGUGGCUGAAAGAUGGCCGCCUGCUAAACGAAGACAACGUUCAUAUUUCCAUUGACGGCGCCAACCACAAUCUCACCAUUAACCCCCUGAAGCUCAGCAACGCUGGAGUGUACGUCUGCGAUGCGAACACCGAUGAGAUGAGUUUCACUGUCAUUGUUGAAGAGAUGAAGGCAACAUUUAGCCUUCCUCUGGAGAACAUAACAGGACUAAAGGGCAGCAUGCUUACGUUACGAUGUGAGCUCAGCAAGCCUAAAGGAGAUGUCCAGUGGCUUAAGAACGGCCAGGAGAUCUCCCCAAGCCGCCGACACACAAUAAGGGCACAGGGGCGCGAGAGAAGCUUCGCCAUCCAUCAGCUGGCAGAUGAGGAUGCUGGGGAGUACACCUGCGAGUCCACCGAUGACAGGACCUCCACCGUCGUCACCGUAGAAACCCCUCGUACUGUAGAGUUCAUCGCCGAGCUCCACAACAUCACGGUGCGCGAGGGCGAGGAUGCCACCUUCAAGUGUGUGGUCUCGCCCGAGGACACCCACCUGACGUGGUGCCUCAACGGAGAGCGGGUCCACCAGGACGACAGGUUGACCGUCAUAAGCAACGGUCUCUGUCACACCUUCUGCAUCAAGAAGUGCAGAGUAUCAGACAGCGCCAGGGUGACCGCCGAUGCAGAGGGGCUGGCGGUGUCCCAGGCCAACCUCCAGGUUCAAGAGCAACAGGUGCUCUUCACCAAAAGCAUGGCGCCUCUCACUGCCGAGGAGUUUGGCGAGGCGACGCUGGAGGUGGAAGUGAGCCUGGACUCCGGGGAGGUGCAGUGGAUGAGGCAGGGGGUGCUGCUGCACCCUGGGGCCAAGUACAGCCUGAAACGGAAGGGGCGCAAGCACACCCUUACGGUCCACAAGCUGGCUGUCGCCGACCGGGGCAUCUACAGCUGCGAGUCACUCCACGAUCGCACGCAAGCCCAGCUCACUGUGGAGCCGAGAAAAGUCACCAUCAAUACGGGUUUGAAGGACAUCCGGACCACCGAGAGAGAGACGGCCUCGUUUGAGGUGGUUCUGUCCCACGCCGACGUCCCCGGCUCAUGGCUGAGGAACGGCGUCCAGCUGAAGCCCACCAAACACUGGCGCAUCAGCACCAAAGGUCACGUCCACAGCCUGACAGUGUCCAACCUGGCCGUUGAGGACACCGGCAGCUUCUCCUUCUGCGUGGAGAACCUCAGGACCUCCGCGAGGCUCGUCGUCAGGGAACCACCGGUGAUGUUCCUCAGACAUCUGGAGGACCAGAAGUUUCCAGAAGGUUCAGUGGUGUCGAUUGAAUGUGAACUGUCGCGACACAACGUGGACGUUCGGUGGAUGAAGAAUGGAGCAGAGGUAAAGCCAGGGAAGGACCAGCGUAUCUUUGCAAUGGGGAGAAAACGUUUCCUGCAGAUCAUGAAAGGUGUUGUGGGUGAUUCUGCCCAGUACACAUGUGACGCAGCGGACACCUCUACUUCCUGCACAAUCGAAAUCUAUGAGCGAGAGGUGCUGGUGGUGCAGGGACUACAGGACCAGGACAUCCAGGAGGACCAGAACGCUGUGUUUGUGUGCGAUCUUUCGGUGGAGGACGUCCCAGGGGAGUGGUACAGAAACGGGGACAGGAUCCAACCCACCAGCAGCAUAAAGAUACGUCAGGAAGGGACCAAACAUUUCCUGCUGAUGGUGAACGUGCGAGGAGAGGACUCUGGAGAGAUCAAGUUUGUGGCCAGACAUGUUGAAUCUGUGGCCUCCCUGAAGGUGGAAGAGCUCCCGGUGAACAUCGUGAACCCCCUGCAGGACCAGACGGCGGUGGAGCGCAGCCGCGUGCUGCUGGACUGCACCGUGUCCAACCCGCGCUGCAGCAUCCGCUGGUACAAGGGCCCAACGGUCAUCCUGCCCUCGGAACGCUUCGAGAUCUGCAGCGAGGGCUGCUACCGCAAGCUCAUCAUCCAGCCGGUGGAGCUGCGGGACCAGGGCACCUACAGCGUGCAGGUGGGCGAGUACAGCUGCUCCGCCCACCUCACCGUCGAGGCCCAGUCCGUAGUGAUGGUGAGGCCCCUGGAAGACGUGGAGGUGGGGGCCCCUGGUGACGCCUGCUUCCAGUGUGAGAUCUCCCAUCCGGUGCUGCGGGCCCCGGUGUGGAGCCUGAGGGGGGAGCAGCUGCAGCCCAGCGCCACCGUGUUCCUGGAGAAGAUGGGCCCCAUCCACAGACUGACCCUCAGGGAGACGGCCCCCGACAUGAGCGGGGAGGUGGGCUUCACGCUGGGCCCCACCUGCAGCACCGCCAAGCUCACCGUGCGGCAGGUGAUCCCUGAUUGACAGGGUGUCAUCGCCCAGCUAUAGGAUUAACUUACAGUGCACUGGUUGUUUUGACCUGACAAUAGUCAAGAGAUGCAAACAAACUAAAAAGCAAAUGCAUGCACUCAUACACUAUACUGUAAGGUGCCUUGGUUCCAAAAUGGAUUAUAUUAUAUUAUUAUUGAAAGCUGACUUGAUGGUGUUGAAUAAUGUUGUGAGCGAUGAGGUAUACUAUAUGUGAAUAAAGUCAUCAUUUUUUUAGCUGCAAGCCAUGGCCUAACAACACAUCAACUUUUUAUAAUAGUCGUGAUUUUUCAAACCUCCAUGAAAGUUUGAUGUAGAACAACAAAAUCGAAAAUCUCGAAAAGGGCACCAUUGAAAACCCAACACUAUAGUACAAAGAUUCCAAUAAAAAACCAUUUACCGGUAUAUUGAUGAAAAAGACUUGCAUAUAGAAAGACCUGCCAGUUGAAUACAUGCAAAUUAUGAAUGUUGAAAUAUGUAUGUGAGGUUAUAGGUGCUGUAGUUAAGAUUUGAAAGCUGUAAAGAGAUAGUGGAAAAAAGCUUUAGAAAGAUUUAGAAACUAAACCAAAAAAACACAACCCCUCUCCGCUCCCUUCCUCUCUAUGUUUCUCUUGCAUUAAGGUGUUACUGACCUGUGAGUGAAUGUUAUUUGCAGGCAUGAUGGAUUCCUCGAUACUAUCAUGGACGAAAUACCCAGAAAUUACCCGGGAGCAGUCUGAAAGCGUUCUUGUAAAAGCAGGCACACAGUCACUCACCAACAGCUGACAUAUGGCUAUGGCAUUUCUAACAAGUUCCGCUCAAAUGAUAGCUCUUAAGUCUUACCUACAGUACCAUUAGUCCGUUAAUCUGUUAAAAUAAAAUGCAGAUGAUUUAAAUUAAUUCAAGGUUUACAUGAGAUACAUAUAUCAAAGUCCAUCAGAUUAUUGUAUGUUUAAUAGUGUGACAAGACUUUCAACUAACUUAAUUGUAAUGAAGAGCCAUCUCAUGUUUGCAAUAGGAAUUGCUACGGUAACACUAACGGCUCUAUACGAACCCUGCAACUCCGAUGUAUCAAUAUAACUGUUUGCGUUUAAUCAUCAAUCAUUGUCGAGGAAUGUAACGAUAACUGGUUCAAAAGAAAAACCAAACCCCAGAAGAUUGGUUUGAAUAACUCUCUAGGUUAAACAAAUGCUUUUGCAUGCCCUCUUAUUGGCUGAUCUGGUAAACCGCUCACCUGCUCCAUAAGAGUUGAUGUGACACACCUGCGAUGAGAUGAUUUCAUGAUAAUAUUUCAGACUGAAAAAAUAAUGUAUGCGGUCAUGGCUUUGGAUAAAAGCAUCCACCUAGUAUACAUCUACAGUAAUAGUCUGCUUUGCUUCCCUUUUUGGCACGGUUCAAGUUUGUUGAAAUAUUUUAAAUACUUUGGCUGUAUUUAAAAGGUCCUUUGAAGUUGAAGUUUAAAGAACUAAAAGAUAAUUUUAAGUGAACCUGACUAGUGACAAUUUAAUCAAUGCAAUUUCCCUUGGGAAUUGAAUGUUGUCCAUUUACCAUCGUCUGACAUUUGUUUAGUUGUUUUGAUGUUGAAGACUGCACAGCUUGCUUUGAAGACGAAGGGUUAGUAAAAUGUAAAUACACUGGGCCAAAACACGGUGGUACUUUUGGUUGAAAGUGAGGAUGAUAUCAAUAGGACGUUGUAUUAAAUGAGUCUUCUGGAUGGGCAUGUGGAACUUAAGGGUGAAUUUGUUGUGUUUUCAUAUGAAGUCUAUUCCAAGUGUAUUUUAUUUUUCAUUUCAUAUGUUGUCUUGGACCCUUUAGUGUCUUUGGAAACAAUUAUGGUAUUGCCAAUUGGCCUCAAUAAAACAUGCUUUAUUGAUACAGGGUACAAAUAUGUUUUGUUUAGUUAUUUUCAAUUUAACAAACCAAUCAAAUAUGUAUUUCACCAGUAUCUUUACUUGGCUGUCAACGUUAAUACUCUUGUUGCAUACAGUAAAAAAAAAAGAGAUUAAAUCGUUAUCUUCAAAAACUAAAGUAGAAAGGGGUUACAAUAGCUUCCUGGCAUUAAAGGUUUUACUUGGUAUCAACAAAAACGUGUUUUCAACAAUGAUGCCGAAAACACCACACACACACACACACACGCACGCACCCAGCGACUCUGGAGUAAAAGUGAAUGGGAGGCCCCAAGAGAGCAACAGGACUCUUCCAUCGGAAUCAGACCGUUAAAAGGACGUGAGCAGUAGCGGACUAGACGCCAUUACAAAACCGAUUCAAGUUUAUAGAUAGGAUGCAUCCCAAGUGUCCAUUAUCCAACCGUCAUCUGUCACUUACCAAACCCUUCUCAUGCAGUACAGUCAUAAAAAACACAUGUUCAUCAAUUUGAGUUACAAAUGGAUUGUCCAUUUUCUAUUCCUUGGUUAAAAUUGGUUUGCCUAUAUAACAUACAAAACAUGACAUUUAUUUCGAAAAAAGAAAAAUCAAUACAAUUGUAUUAUUCAGAUGAAAAUUACAAAGGUCAGAUGGCGAGAGAACUGCAGCCAGUCCAGUCUGCAAGCGGGAAGGUCUGCUACAGAGAUUGUAUUUUGUUGUGAUCCAUUGAGAUCCUACUGCGCUGGUUUUAAGUUUUGUGGACUGUAGGUAAUUUCUGUAAACCAACACCGUACAUCACUAGUUUUAAGGGUCAUGAUACACAACAAGUUGUUGCAGUGUUGCUGGGUUUACCCUAAAACGUAACUGUUGCAGUUAGGUAUAGAGGGUAAAAGUAAACAAGUUUGCAGUAUUAACCGUGUUUUUUUUGUACAACAAGCAAGAGAAAUGAACUCACUUUACACCUCCCUUCAUAUUAAAGGCUUGAAACCAAACAAACUUUAGCUUAAGGUGGCCUUGUCUGCCACAUUUGUUUACAGCAGUUCACAGAAUGCCGAUCUAUAUUCAGGGCGUAUAGUGUUUUGUUCCUUUAGGACACAAUUAUCAAAAUUAUUUUUUUUUUCUGGCAGGAUUAGAUUAGAUUAACAUAUAACUAUAUCUUUAAGGUGUUCAGUAUGGGAAACGUGAUUAAUUAAAUACCUUUGUAGGUUGAGGAUCUGCCAUUUGUGCCUUUGAGUUAAAAGCAUUUUGCACCCACAACGCAUUAGCUGUCCUUAAGUGAUCUUUUAGGUCUUGUGCUCAGUCUUGAAUACAUGUUUCCUUAACAUACAUAACAAAAAGAGGGAAACAAACACUGAUGCAAGAUCGACUGAACCGGAUUCCUAUCAGAUGGAAAGGAUGUCAUUAG